Messenger RNA from Medicago truncatula (barrel medic), 2742 nucleotides. RefSeq names its product histone-lysine N-methyltransferase, H3 lysine-9 specific SUVH4. Gene Ontology annotation, molecular function: protein binding; zinc ion binding; histone methyltransferase activity. The record is from RefSeq and is a predicted model, not a curated record. The coding region runs from base 168 to 2441 and encodes 757 amino acids. NCBI's taxonomy places the organism in Eukaryota, Viridiplantae, Streptophyta, Magnoliopsida, Fabales, Fabaceae. The transcript is spliced from 16 exons. Gene Ontology annotation, cellular component: nucleus.
AACCUUGAGAGUGGAGCUAUUAAUAUUAGUUAGCAUCAUCAUUUUCAUCAUCACACUUUCACGAGAAGAAACAAAAAACUCUUCUCUUCAUUUUCUCUCACACUCUUUCUCUCUCUUCAAAGUUCAAACCCUAGAAACCUUUCAGAAUACCAUUUUCUGCUGUUCACAUGGUGGCUCAAUCGUUGGAGAUUCGCGAUUCCGUUGCGAAUGAUUGUGUUGUUCCGAAGCUUUUGAAGGUUUCAAUGACUCCUAAGGUGAAGAUUAAGGUGAAAUACGGUGGAAAGAAGCUGAGAGAUGAAUCUAAGGAUGCUACGACGACGGAGGUGACACCAAUGUCGUUGCAACGGAGAUCGAGUUCGAGGAUUCAAGCUAAGCAGAAAGAGGUUGAAGAGAUUCAGCUUCGCCGGAAAGCUGAGGGGGUAGAAGCUGAAGAGAAAUCCGACGAGGUUGAGGUUUCACCGGUGAAGUCGAGGAAGCGUGUGAGGAGAAGUCCUAGUAGGGAGAGUGUGGUUAAGGAGGUUGUUGAGGAGAAAGAGACGACGGAGAAGAAGAAGGAAGAUGUUGUUGUUGAGGGAAAACCGACGAAGAAGAGGAAAUCUGCGUCGGAUGAAAAACGUGAGCUGAUGGAGGUUUGGAAUGAGAAAAUGGCUGCUGAAACUGAAAAUGCUGGCGGUGCAUUGAGUGAUAAGAGCUCAACGGCGAAGGUGAAGGAGACUAUUAGGACUUUUAACAAGCACUAUCUUCAUUUGGUUCAGGAGGAGGAGGCGAGGGUUGCUAAAGAUAACGCUGAAAUUGAGAAGAGAGGUGGUGGAAAGAAAUCUGCUUCUAAAAAGAAAUCUCCUAAAAAAUCUCCUGAGAAGAAAUCUCCUAAAAAAUCUCCUGGGAAGAAGUCCACUAAGAAAGAUGCAGAACCUAAAGAAAAACAACACUCUGCCAAGCGACCUGAUCUGAAAGCCAUAACCAAGAUGAUGCAAAAUAAGGAGAUACUGUACCCUGACAAAAGAAUUGGCAGCAUUCCAGGCAUUGAGGUUGGAUAUCAGUUCUAUUCUCGUGCUGAAAUGGUUGCAGUUGGUUUUCAUAGCCACUGGUUAAAUGGCAUUGAUUUUAUCGGCCAAUCUUAUUCCAAAACGUACCCCAAGCUCAAACUCCCAGUUGCUGUGGCAAUUGUUAUUUCAGGCAUGUAUGAAGAUGAUCUGGAUAAUGCUGAGGAUGUUGUGUACACUGGUCAAGGUGGGCAUAAUUUGACCGGUAAUAAGCGUCAAAUUCAAGAUCAAAAGUUGGAGCGGGGUAAUUUAGCACUCAAGAACUGCUGGGAUCAAAAGGUGCCAGUAAGGGUGAUUCGAGGUCAUGACUCACGUAGCAGUUACACUCGUAAAGUCUAUACAUAUGAUGGCUUGUACAAGGUUGACCGCUAUUGGGCAGAGAAGGGAAUAUCUGGCUUCACAGUAUACAAGUUUCGUCUCAGGAGGGUUGAAGGACAGCCUACUUUAACAACAAAUCAGGUUUAUUUCACAAUGGGACGUGUACCUCAGUCUACAGCAGAAAUACGAGGGUUGAUAUGUGAUGAUAUCACUAACGGUCAGGAAGCUGUGCCCAUUCCAGCUACAAAUUUGGUUGAUGACCCACCUGUUCCGCCGCCCCCAGGUUUCACAUAUUUGAAGUCUCUGAAGGUUGCAAAAGGCGUAAAAAUUCCUGAGAGCGCCUCUGGAUGCAAAUGCAAAGACAAAUGUACUGAUCCAAACACCUGUGAAUGUGCAAAGCGCAAUGGCUCUGAAUUUCCCUAUGUAUCUAAAGAUGGUGGCAGAUUAAUUGAAGCUAAAGACGUUGUGUUUGAAUGUGGUCCCAAUUGUGGCUGUGGUCCUGAGUGUGUGAAUAGGACUUCUCAAAGAGGACUUCACUAUCGUCUGGAGGUUUUCCGUACUGCAAAGAAAGGAUGGGCUGUUAGAUCCUGGGAUUUUAUACCUUCUGGUGCACCGGUUUGUGAGUACACUGGAAUACUUGGUAGGACUGAAGACGUAGACAGUGUAUUGGAAAACAACUAUAUUUUUGAGAUAGAUUGCUUGCAAACAAUCAAGGGGCUUGGUCAAAGGGAGAGGCGGUCAAAAAAUGUAGCAUAUGCUUCAAGUUUGCUGGAAAAAUACGAUGACCAAGAUUCUGAAAGUGCACCAGAGUUUUGCAUUGAUGCAGGGUCUACUGGAAAUGUUGCUAGGUUUAUAAACCAUUGUUGUGAGCCUAAUUUGUUUGUACAAUGUGUUUUGAGCACACACCAUGAUUUGCGAUUGGCUCGAGUGGUGCUGUUUGCCGCUGACAACAUACCCCCUUUACAGGAGCUGACAUAUGACUAUGGCUAUGCGCUUGAUAGCGUCCUGGACUCUGAUGGGAAGGUAAAGCAAAUGGCGUGCUAUUGUGGAGCUACAGGCUGCAGGAAGCGAUUAUUCUAAAUCUCAUGUCCUUUUCUGAGAUAUAAGUAGUAGAUCUUUUUGACGGUUAUCAAGGGCAUAUUUUUUGGUGCAAAUCAACACAUGGUCUCCUAUAACUUCCUAGUGCUCUUGCUAUACCUGGGUUGAUUUGCAGUAUAUUUAUUGGGCCAAAAAUGAAAUUGUAUAGGUUUUAUUUUGCUCGAAGUAGCCCUAUUUAUUGAAUAACACAACUCUAUAACUUGGAUGCUGAGAAAAUAACAGUAUUGAAGCGAAGCAAAUUUCAUUUUAUCAGCAAGAGUAUAUGAAUUAUCAAUUAUAUAAA